CCAGAAACUUAGAUUGACCGUUGAUUACUUUUCUUCCAACCUUGAUAAAACAGGAUUCCUACGCAAUGGAGGGGCCCUGCCAUGCCCAUUCCCUGUGUAUUUGACGGUGACGUUCAUGGAGUUUUAAUUAAAUAGAGGUCGACUGGUUCUGGCACUACAGACGUGGGAAGCUAAGCUAAUGGAAGAAGACAAGAGCUUAGCUAAGGCAAAUCUUAUGGCUGGGAAGGAAACGGCCACGGAGAUUUCGAAGCCCAAGAGAAACAAGUUUGUCAUAGCUUGUGCAGUACUCGCCUCCACUAACUCGAUUUUGUUGGGCUAUGAUAUUGGAGUGAUGAGCGGGGCCGUUCUGUUCAUUCGCAAGGAUCUGGGCAUACAUGACCUGGAGGUGGAGAUCCUGAUCGGCUCACUGAAUAUUAUAUGCCUGCUGGGGGCGGCCCUGGCCGGGAAAACGUCAGAUGUGGUGGGGCGAAGAUGGACCAUGGCUCUCGCAGCAGUCAUAUUUUUUGUGGGUGCAGUUGUGAUGUCACUAGCGCCUUCCUUCGCGUGGCUUAUGGUGGGCAGACUGGUGGCCGGCAUGGGGGUUGGCUACGCGCUCGUCAUCGCUCCCGUCUACACGGCUGAGGUGGCUCCUGCCUCCUCCCGUGGAACGCUCACCUGCUUUCCCGAGAUCUUCAUAAACUUGGGAAUUCUGCUGGGCUACGUAGCCAACUACGCAUUCCAGGGCUUGCCGGUGCAUUACAGCUGGCGGGUAAUGCUGGGUAUGGGUGUCAUUCCUCCCUUUUUCAUUGGUGUCUUUGUGCUUUUCAUGCCCGAGUCUCCGCGGUGGCUCAUCAUGAAGAACCGCAACGAGGACGCCAUGAAAGUACUUCUCAGAACCUCCGACAGCGAAGCCGAGGCAGAGGAGAGAUUGGCGCAGAUCAUGGAAGGAAUUCAGUACGCGCAGAAGAAUCUGAAGAAGGGUGGUCAGAGCUCGGAGGUAGAUCCGCUGAAAAGCGAGGGAGAGGGAACGUGGGGUGAGUUGUUAUUCAAGAGCACGCCAACCAUUAGGCGUAUGUUGAUCGUGGGCUUGGGUGUGCAGUUCUUCCAGCAGGCCUCGGGCAUUGACGCCACCGUCUAUUACAGCCCAGUCACUUUCAAGAAGGCAGGAAUUAAGAGCCAAAACGCCAUACUCGGGGCAACAAUGGCCAUAGGAUUUGUCAAGACCGGAUUUAUUGUGGUGGCCGCUUUCUUCAUUGACAAAGUAGGGCGGAGGCCGCUGUUGCUCACCAGCACAGCUGGGACGACUUUGUCCCUUUCGGCUCUGGCGCUGUGUCUCAUCAUUGUGGGAAAAACGUCCGGCUCAACCCACGAAGCCUUUGCGUUUUUAGCUGUUAUUGCAGCGUGUGCUAACGUUGCAUUCUUCUCGAUCGGGCUGGGCCCGGUUAAUUGGGUGAUGGGGGCGGAGAUAUAUCCUCUUCGCCUCCGGGCCAAGGCAGCCGGCCUUGGUGUGGGGGUUAACAGACUUGUGAGCGGAGUGGUUUCCGUCACAUUUCUAAGCUUUUCCAAUGCAAUCAGUGUGCCUGGCGUCUUCUUCUUCUACGCGGGCUUUGCUCUUCUGGCAUUGGGGUUUGUGUAUUUGUUUGUGCCGGAGACUAAAGGCAAAACCUUGGAAGAGAUUGUGGAAUACUUUAACAACGAAUCUUCAAGAAAGACUGCUACUCCUAGCCAAUUGGAGCUUGGGAAUGGUAAAAUCAGUACAGCGCCAACAGAUGGAGCACAAUCUACAGGGCCUACGGUAUCAAAGGAGUAAUAGAUUACUUAGGGUAGAAAGUAGAAGCUGUAUCAUAAAUUGCCUACAAAUUGUUGUGCAGCAAUAAACUGAAUCAAUGAUCCCUAGAAAGAACAGCUAGACAGUUGUAACCUUAGGAUUCCUGCCACCACAAAAAAAAAAUUGUAAAAGAACGUGAGAUGCUGUAAUGAAACCUUCGUUUAUUGCUCUUAUUGAUUUGAAUA
Molecule: messenger RNA, 1992 nt
Organism: Cryptomeria japonica (Japanese cedar)
Lineage: Eukaryota; Viridiplantae; Streptophyta; Pinopsida; Cupressales; Cupressaceae
Product: probable polyol transporter 4
Exons: 2
Coding region: 179-1789 (536 amino acids)
Biological process (GO): transmembrane transport
Cellular component (GO): membrane
Molecular function (GO): myo-inositol:proton symporter activity
Source: RefSeq, a predicted model, not a curated record